Molecule: messenger RNA, 2942 nt
Organism: Dermatophagoides pteronyssinus (European house dust mite)
Lineage: Eukaryota; Metazoa; Arthropoda; Arachnida; Sarcoptiformes; Pyroglyphidae
Gene: da
Product: transcription factor daughterless
Biological process (GO): regulation of transcription by RNA polymerase II
Cellular component (GO): transcription regulator complex; chromatin
Molecular function (GO): protein dimerization activity; RNA polymerase II cis-regulatory region sequence-specific DNA binding; DNA-binding transcription factor activity, RNA polymerase II-specific
Source: RefSeq, a predicted model, not a curated record
UUCUUUUAGACAUACUUUAGUGAAGUGAUACAAUGGCCAAUUCUAAUGAUGAAGAAUUAAACUAUGUACAAGUGUUUCAGAAUUGUUUUGGUCCAAAAUUAUCAUCAUCAUCAUCAACAACAACAUUGCCUUCAUCACCACCAUUAUCAUUAUCAUCAACAGCUACAACAUCGAACAAAUCAUCAUCGAUGACCAUUUCUACAAUAUCAUCAUCAAAUUGUUGUAAUAGUGGUGUAAUAUCAUCAUCAUCAUCAUCAAUAUCGGGAACUGGGAUUACCGAUUCGAAUUCAUUAUCAAGUGGUUGUUCGUUGACUAAUCGUCAACAACAACAACAACAAACUCGAGCAACAUCCGAAUCAUCAUCAUCACGUUGUCAAAAUUCGUUAUAUACGACAGGAACAUCAAACACCGGUGUAGAUAAAUCCCAGGCUGAUAUGCCUUCAUAUACGAUGCCUUCUACAUAUGGUGGAUCGAAUGGUGGUCAAUCGAAUCAAUCACAACAACAACAACAACCACCACCAACAAUGUCCAAUAUUGUUGUUGUUGAUAAUGUACAUUUGGCAGCAAUGAGCCAUCAUAAUCCUCAUCAUCAUCCGCAUCAUCAUCAUCAAGAUGAACUUAAUUCAGCUGGAAUAAUUACGCCACCGACAUAUCAUCAGUUGAAUAAUCCUGAAUCUCAACCACCACCACCAUCAUCAUCAUCAUCACAACAAUCUACUCAUUAUCCACCACCGUUAACGCCGACUAAUGGUACAAAUACUGGUACCACCAACAAUUCUUCAGCCACAGCACCCGACUCUUCACAAUAUUAUUCACCCUAUUGUGAUUCACGAGGAACACUUUUUAGUGAAUCAUCCGCUAGUAAUUAUUAUCAAUUGGAUACAACGAAUGAUUGGAAUCAAGCAACCGCACAACAAUAUGGUGGUCAACAUAUUGUCGGUGCAUCACAGCCACCACAACAACCACCACCUCUACCAUCGUCGCAACAAUCAUACGGAAUCAAUAUUCAUGGACAACAUCCACAAGCAAUGGAUCAAGUAUUGUUACCAUCAUCGAAUACAUCUAUUUAUGAUACUGUGGCAAGCAGUGCUAAUAAUAACAAUAACAAUAGCCUUUCAAGUCUUCCACCUAUGUCAACAUUCGCUACAAAUCGAUCAUCUGAAAUGAUGACUACUGGUGCUGGUUAUUCAGCCACCACAACGAUAUCAUCAAUACAAUCACCGAUUCAAACUAUCGAUAUCAAACCCGAUAUAACAAGCCUUUAUCCGAUGACCAACAAUAAUGAUCAACAAUCUACUAAUCAACAACAAUGGUCAACACAAUUAGCCACAACAACACAGCCACCGACUACAAGACGAUCUCCACCAACUCCCUUACAGCAGCAAUCAUUUCAAUCGACUGAUAUCAAAUCCAAUACCAAUGAAAUCAAUCAUCUUCAUACAAUGCAAACCGUUACAAACACCAAUGAUCUUCAUCAUCAUCAUCAUCAAUACGAUGAUCCCACCAAUACUACUACUAUACACCUUAUGAAUGAUGUAAAUAUUCCUGGCGAGCAUCAUCAUACAAGAGGUGUAAAUGUUGGUGAACGUUUGGAUGAUGCUAUCGAUAUUCUUCGUAAUCAUGCUGAAGGACAACAAUUGCUGUUGGCAGCACCAUCAUCAUCCAAUUCUUUUCUAUCACCACCAAAUAAUACUGACCUCACAACAUUGGAAGGACAUGUGCAAAGUCCAAAUGGUCUGAUAGCGAACAUGCGCACUAUUGUUCCACAAUCGACUUCCGCGACGAGUAGCACGUUGCCUCAACAACAACAACCUGUGGUGGUAACAUCGCCUUUAUUACACAAUGCUGUUGCUGCUGGUACGAUAGUGACCAAUACAGCAGCACCAACAUCAACUUCUCAAAAUGUUAAGAAUAAAAAUCCACGAUCAUCAUCGCCUGGUGCAUCAUCAAAGCCAAAAAGAUCCAGAGGCCGAAAAAUGCUUCCAUUCGUUAGUUCGGCCGAUGAAGAUGAACCACCAGAGAUGAAACAUGAACGUGAACGAGAACGAAGACAGGCAAACAAUGCUCGUGAAAGGAUUCGUGUUCGAGACAUAAACGAAGCAUUCAAAGAACUGGGUCGUAUGGUCGUCAUGCAUCUAAAAUGUGACAAAGCACAGACCAAAUUGAAUAUUCUUCAUCAGGCUGUCGACGUUAUCACCAAUCUGGAACAUCAAGUUAGAGAACGUAAUCUAAAUCCAAAAACUGCUUGCCUCAAACGAAGAGAAGAGGAAAAAUCCGAAGAAACAGUUCAUGCCAAAUAUAUGUCCGGUGCGCAAGGACCCCCACAAAUGCCGAACACUUUAUCUCCUUCAAUGAUGACUGGUAUUGGUGGCCCAGGAUCGAAUAAUCCGGUAGCAAAUGUGAUGCAACAACAUAUCACACCACAACAAUCAUCUAAUCAAACGAAUGUAUCGUCGGCAGGUCCAUCAACCGUUUCUCCUCAUUCACAUCAUCUAAUGAAUACCGGGGCCGCAUCCAUGUCGAUUGUGACUAGUUCGAAUAUGCUUUGAAAAAAAAUAAAACGAACAAGCAUGUAUUUCUCCAUGUGUGUCGUUUUGUUGGCUAUAGAGCUAGUCCCAUUUGAUUGAUUAAUUGAGAUUGGAAUCUAUCUAGUAACAUUUUUCAUAUCGCACACACACAUAGGGCACAUAUUUUUUUUGUCCUCCAGACAAAAUCCUCCAUUGUAUCAUAAAUCCAUUUUUAUUGCAUGAGACACAAUUCACCAUUAUUUUCCCAGCCACAGUUUUGUACAUUGACCCUUAUUGAAUUCUCGGAUCACACACAAACAUGCCGAAAGACAUAAUUUUGUCCACGUGAAUUUUUAUUAUUAUUAUUGUAGUUUCAAUCCGAUUGAAUGUCUGAUUUUAGAAAAAAACUGAUGAUUUUUAUUCCAGGAAUGAAUU